UCGCGCCCUUGGGAAUUGUAAGGGGCAUGAGACAUGAGGUGGUCGGUGAUCAGAAAACUGGUGCCCUGAUUUCGCACUUUGGGUUCGGACAGAUGACUGAGAGACAGUUUCAGAAUUAGGCAUCAUUUUCAUUUCUGCUGUUUCUUUGAGGAUGCCAGCAUCACACUGUUGCAAAAUAUGAGAUCUACUUAAAUAUUGCUUUUGAAAAAUGGUGGACCUCAGUCUCACUCACCUUAACAAGUGUCACUCAACCAGCGUAGUAUGAUAGUAUCAAAUUGAAAUGGAAUUGAUUUGCAACACUUGUCUCCCUUCAGUCUUUCUCAAUCUUGAAAUUGGUUUGGUUUGAGUCAUUUGCAGGUAGUUCGUAUCUAAAAGGUCGCCCCACCAUGCAAUGAAGGAUGAAUUCUUAUGAGCAAGAGUCAUCAGUAUCAGAUCACUCAUCAAACAGUGAUGAGUGCAUCUUUGUGGAGACUUCUUUUCCAACAAACUCAGCUGACGAGAGUUCAACUGAGCUAAACCACAGCUCUAACGAGUCUCCCAGCAGGCUGGACCGUGCAGAGAGCUACCACAGCCCCGACACUCACACUGGUGAGGAGCCGCGGCGGCCGCUCGACUCCGAGUGCUGCGGCAGCGGCUGUUCACCAUGCGUGUUCGACCUGUACGACCGAGACCUGGCUGCGUGGCGGCGGCGGCGGCUACGGCAGCCCGAACUGGCCACCACCAGCGCCAGCCCGCUCCAACCAGACCGCUUCACGGCCCUGACGCUGACGUCCAUCACGGCUCUGUCAGACUCGGCCAGUCUGUACCGGUUCGCGCUGCCAGCAGGGACGUCCCUCUGUCUGCCGCCGGGCGGCCACCUUCGUCUUCGUGGCGACGACGCCGGGCGCAGCGUCACGCGCGCCUACACACCCGUCUCUCCGCCUGACGCUCAGGGCUACUUCGAGGUGUACAUCCGUCUGUAUCCGUCCGGCGCCAUGUCGAGCUGCGUGCGCCACUGGCGGGUGGGCCAGCCGGCGCUGUGGAGCGGGCCGUUUGGCGAAUACCGGCCGCGGUCGGCCGACCGGCGACUGGUGCUGCUCGCCGCCGGCACCGGUGUGGCGCCGUUCGUCAACCUGGUCCGGGCGGCAGUGGAGGACGAGGACUCGGAGACGCGACUGACGCUGCUGCUGGCUGUGCGGCGUCUCCAGGACGUGUUCCCGCGGGACCAGCUGGCACAGUGGGCCAGCUACUGGAACUUCACCUACCAGCUGUUUGUCAGCGGAGCCGGGGAGGGAACGGACGGCGCCGAGCCCCGCUACGGAGAGCCCGUACGGUGGCGCCGCCUACAGGAGCGGGACGUGCGAGAGGUGGCGCUUCAGUCGGCCGCAGGGUCAACGCGCUAUCUGGUGUGCGGUACACGGUCAUUCGAGAAGGAUGUGCUCAAUUAUUUGCAACGUGCGGGGGUAUGUGAUGAUGAUGUGUUCCGAUUUUGAAUCUACCAGGGGUUUGUGGGAAUUCGUUGCCCGUUACACACUGUGAGUUGAGCCUUGAGGGCACUGUCUGUAUUGGACGUUAGGAAAGUGUGAGGUGUGAAAUGUGAUAUUUAGUGGAUUUUAGUGGCACCCGUUCCGUCGUUUCCAUCCUCAAGAUAUUCAAAUCCUUCUCCUCCACGCCGCAACCCCUUCUCCGGGCUGGACAGGCAACUUUAUUCCAUGUGGGCUCUCCCAUUGGAGCGCACCUCAGCUCCUAAGGGCGGCCGCGUAGUAGAGGUGGCAAAAGAGGAAAAUUUUGGGAACCAGACUCGAACCAGACCCGGCUGGACAUUUCUGGAACCAGUCGGACCCGGUCUUAGUUGGAAUCGCGGAACCAGUUGGACCCGUCCCCCAAAAGUCAAUUAAUACAAACUACUUUUAGGUAUCAUUAGUUGCAUUAUGUAAAACAGCCUAUUUCCCACUGGGAAUACUCAUGAGCUACUGUGUGCAAAGAAACAUUCACUUCAUUCGCUUAAUAUUUUGCAAUAGUGUGUGGUGCGCAAGAUGUAUAGUUUAUGGUAGGACCCGGUUGGACCCGUCAGAAAAUUUCCAGGAACCGGUCUGGACCCAUAUGGGUCCAGACUGGUUCUUUGGACCGGGUCCUCGGGUCCACAUUUUGCCACCUCUACCGCGUAGUCUGUCUGCACCAGACUAUCUCCCGUAGUCUGGUGCAGUGAGUGCUUUGGGGCUGGUCGGCCUCUCCUAUCGGAUGCCCGGCGACUCACUAGGGUGCGUGCCCAGACCAAUGUCACUCCCUAAUUCCUAGCAUCCUCUUGGCUCUGCAAUGGUCUCAUUGGACCGAAAGAGACUAGCUCAACAAAACAAAACAAAGUUGUAACGGCGGUGCCGAUCGUUUGGGUAUGUCCCUGAUGUGUUUUUUGUUCGAUGUACUUCCAAAGAAUAACCGCCGCGCAUCUGUUUCAUGUGACUAACUGACUGUCAUAAUGAUGUAACUAGUAACUCGGUAACUACGCUAACCGUAAAUUAUUUGCUUUAGCAAGCCAAAUGCGGUGUUGCCAACUGUGUUGGUUUCUAUUCUAUGGAACUCAAGUUGUCAUAUGAUGCUUGUCCUUACAUGUGCCGUACCAACCAUGAACCAUGUAAUUGCUCACUUUGUUAUGUAAGAUUUCAUUAUCCCUACCUCAUGACUCAAAUACGUGAGAAGUGCAAUACAAACAAUACGAUCUUAA
This is a messenger RNA of Amphibalanus amphitrite, 2701 nucleotides long. Its product is annotated as NADH-cytochrome b5 reductase-like. Gene Ontology annotation, molecular function: oxidoreductase activity. The transcript is spliced from 2 exons. Bases 399 to 1472 code for a protein of 357 amino acids. The record is from RefSeq and is a predicted model, not a curated record. NCBI's taxonomy places the organism in Eukaryota, Metazoa, Arthropoda, Thecostraca, Balanomorpha, Balanidae.